AUGCAAUUGCCGCCAGCUCAAGUGCUGGCCGAUUGGCCGAUACCAAACUACGUAAAUCCUCCAACUCAAGGAUUACCUCUCGUCAUCGUCAAUGUCAUCUUUAUGGCACUAAUAAGCCUGGCCGUGCCACUACGUCUCUAUGGACGAUACACAAACAAAGGACGAUUAGGAUGGGACGACUUUAAUAUGGCAAUUGCAUAUGUAUUACCAAUCCAGUCUGAUAUUCUGAUACACUGGCUGACAUAUAGAUCUAGGGUUUUNGCCAUGGCCCUAGGUAUCGUCGUCAUCCUCGCCAAUGUCCGCUACCAGUGGAAUCGCCAUCUGUGGGACGUCGAGUUCACAAUGUUCCAACCCGCAUCUAUCGUAGCACUCGCCUCGAAGCUGCUGUUUACACUUGCCGGCUCAUUCGCGCGCGCUUCACUCAUCUGUUUCUAUUUCCGCCUCUUGAAAGACACCGGAUACAGUAUCUUCAGAUACAUCCUCUGGGCAGCAUUUGUUUACAACAUCGCCAUUGGCAUUGCCUUCGUCAUUCUUGCAGUCUUCCUUUGCUCUCGAGGCUUACUGGACUUGACGGUCACCCUGUUGCCAGUGCCUAUCAUCAUGGGACUCAACAUGCCCUUCAAACAACGAUUAGGAGUAGCAGGGUUGUUAUCCCUGGGCUUGAUUGUCACCAUCGCCGGUAUUAUUCGCACCUACUACAUCUGGAGAACGCUGCUGGGCACCUACGACGAAACCUGGGACUCAAUGCCUCUAUACAUUUGCGCAACAGUGGAGAUUGACCUGGCUAUCCUGUGCGGAUGCGCGCCUUCGCUCAAACCUCUUUUUGCUCCGAUGAUGGCUCAUGUCAGUGAAAUGAUCAGCACCGUAACUGGAAGUGGUAGCGGCUCGUCUCGCGGCACGAAAAUCCACGACACCACCAUUACCCGUUCUACCGUUAUUUCGCAGCACCACCGCAAGAAGUCCACACGAGAUGUGGAAUCCGACAAGAUACCAAUGCACACCAUUGUCGAUAGUCGCGUGAGCGACGACAGCAACGAGUCAAGUGAUCACUAUCACGCCGUGAUCAUGCCUGCAUCGCACUCUGCUGCUUCGUCGCGGCCCCAACGCUCUGCCUCAGGCGCAUCGAGUCAACGAAACAUGCUCCCACUUCGCGAUGGCAGUGCGAUGUCAAACUGGGACAGUCGAGCGGAGAGCGAGAGCGAAGACCACGUCCCAGAAAUUCAAGUGCUUCCACGUAGACUUGGCACUGAGCCUGAUAUCGAAAUGGGUAACUAUAACACAGACUGGCGCGUAAGCAAAGGCGUCAAAGCUGGUUGGAUCUGA
This is a messenger RNA of Aureobasidium musti, 1323 nucleotides long. Lineage: Eukaryota; Fungi; Ascomycota; Dothideomycetes; Dothideales; Saccotheciaceae. The record is from the annotation of a GenBank genome assembly.